Molecule: messenger RNA, 2772 nt
Organism: Alternaria postmessia
Lineage: Eukaryota; Fungi; Ascomycota; Dothideomycetes; Pleosporales; Pleosporaceae
Exons: 4
Coding region: 1-2772 (923 amino acids)
Molecular function (GO): protein binding
Source: RefSeq, a predicted model, not a curated record
AUGAGCAACGACGUGCCCACGCCCAUCUCGGACGAGGAGGUGGUGGCACUCACCAAGGCGGCCUUUGAGCACUCCCGCCAGGACAUCAACCAUCGUGCGGCCGCCGAGACGCCCCGGGAAUUGCAGCAACAGCAGCCAGGUAUUACGAUUGACCUGGGCCACAAGAACAUUGCCCGCCUGCCGGACGAGGUCAUCGAUGUCAUCCGGGCCGAGAUUGAAAGACUCGCUCUUUCCCACAAUCUCCUCUCGACUCUCCCGUCCCGCCUUAUCGAAUGCAGACGUCUCCGCUACCUCAACGUGCGCUACAAUGCCAUGCGCGAGAUCCCCAAUGCCAUCCUCGACAUGACCUCGCUGGAGAUCCUCGACGUGAGCAGGAACAAGAUCAGGUCCAUACCGUCCAAAAUCUCAAACUUGACCUCUUUGAAGGUGCUGGCAAUCGCAAAGAACAAGAUUGAGGAAUUGCCCGUCUGCCUGGGCGAGAUCAACAGCUUGCAGGUCCUUAAGCUAGACGGCAAUCCGCUGGUCUUCCCCCCGCCAGACGUGUGCACCAUCAAGGACAACGCCCCCUCACCCGCCAACGAGAACGAGCGAGAUGCCGUCAUAGCCACCCAGGUCAAGCGCUUCAUGCGCCAACACAUUUCAAAAGAGCGCCAGCGGAGCGAACUGGAAAGGCUGCGCGUCGAAUCUUCUGGUGACGAGAGCUGGACCGAAAGCAACCCGGAGACACCCCGCCCGUCCAAGCGAGCCAACGGGGGACGAUUCCCCGUGAGACCCAGUGUAGGCAACAUCGAUGGCUUCUCUGACACCAAGGCCGACUCACCUGGCUUGCCUGUCCCACCUAUCCCAGUUCGUUCCCACUACCGUGUCGGAUCUACAACGAGCAAUGGAAACGGCGCCGGCAUCGUCGUUUCAAAGCGGCCCCCAGUGUCUCCCCUCGCCCUGACAAACGGAAGCAAUGAGCGUAACCGAAGCCAAAGUGAAGGCUCAGGACCUUCGUCACACCGCCAGAAGCGAAUGGGCAUAUACACUAACAAAACAUCGGAGCUGGGUUCUGUUGACGAAUUACGGCGGACAAGUCACUUCCGCGGCUUCAGUCAGGGCAUUGUUGUUCCUGCUCAUUCUGCUGCCAACGGUCUAUCAGGCCCAGCAACCGCUGGUGCUUAUGGAGAUACUGGUACCGUCAGAUCUCUCGCAAACCGCCCACUAUCUGAUGUGCGCGAACACCGGCGGAACUCGCGUGCGCCAGACAUUGUCGUCGAGGCUGCAAAAAACUUCCUCUAUGCCAUAUCCCAGCUGCACGACUGCGUCUCACACAUGGUACGCUCAAUCAAAUUGACAGCUAAGACGAAAGAAAGUCUGCGCCGUAAAGAAGACUUUUAUCGCAGAUACUCGACCACCUACCUCAAUAUCCGUGCGCUGAACGAGGUGUUGCACAAGUUCGACAGGUUGGUCGAAGAGGACGAGGAAGACGCACAGAAGCUCUCUAGAAGCGUAUACAUGUAUGCUCUAAGAUGUCUCGAGUCUUUCAUGUCCAUCAGUCUCUCAAUCGCCGAGAAUCGCGUUGAGAUAACCCAGAAUGCGAAUGCACACAUUAUGCGGACUUUCCUGUUCCUGCAGCAAGCCAGUCUGAUCGAGAUGAGGAACGCCUGUUCGAUUUUGGGUGCGCAGUUCAAGGAUACUUCGGUAGCUUCGCGCCGGCCUAGCAAUGUCGACCCAGUGGCUACAGUACGGGCACGCCCAUCAAGAGUGAACCGUCGUUUCCAGACAUCGCCGCCACAGCGAAACGGCGGCUAUCAGAUGCCACCACCAGUCAUCUUGCACAGCAACGACAAUAGUCGUUCCAACACCCUGACAAGCAUUAGUGCCGCAACACCGCGCUCGGGGGAGUCAUUCUCAACACUUGCUCCGUCCAUGACACGGUCCAACACGCUGACCAGCAGUUUUGACGAAGCAGACGAAGAUGCUCAAUUUGACCGGGUCUACACGAAACUGAGAAAUGCAUCCGACAACUGCAGAAACUCCAUGCCACAGAUUACGCGUAUGAUGCGAGAGCAAUUUGAUGGUCUACGACGUGAUCUUGACACCGAGGAUCCACGAGUGAAGGCGCUGGCGAAUCUUAUCGACAAAAGCAAUGAUGUCCAACAAAUGACGAAUCCCCUCGCUGGCCGUCUAUCACAGAUGCAGCUUAAGGACAGCUACACCCGCAACCAGCCCGAAUUCUGGCAACAAUGCAUGGGUUUCAUCAAGGCUUGGCAAGAACUCGCUGCAGCGUAUACUCAGCAGGGUAGAGAACACAAGCUGCUCUCUGGCGAGAUCAAACAGCUUAUGCGGCCACUGCAUAAGAUGGUAAAGGAGGCCAGUUUGGCUAUCAAUGACAGUCCUUGGUCGCAUCUUACCAGUAACAAUCCCGGCCUAAUGGGUCCGCCGAGCCUGUCGUCCAUCACUUCACGCACCCAACCACCUAGGUUUAUGAAACAGCCCAGCGGAACCAUGUCUUCGAGCGGUGGACCUUCGUUCCCAGGCCCCAUCAAUACGUCCAUACCUGCGAUGGCUUCGGUCUUCUCUGCACAGCCGUACUCUACGGCAAGCUUCGGUUCGCAAGGCUCCGGUGGUUAUGGCACUCCAGUCCCGGCGACGCCACUCAGCGCCGCUCUAGGAGCCGCAGCCCAAGCGACUAUCCCAAAUACCCCUCGCGUUUCUCAGGGUUCCAACACGCUCAACGUCUUCGAGCGAGCUGAUCGCCUGCUCAGUCAGACAAGUCGUCGCGUUUGA